Molecule: messenger RNA, 2562 nt
Organism: Purpureocillium takamizusanense
Lineage: Eukaryota; Fungi; Ascomycota; Sordariomycetes; Hypocreales; Ophiocordycipitaceae
Product: Protein-arginine deiminase
Exons: 1
Coding region: 362-2227 (621 amino acids)
Cellular component (GO): cytoplasm
Molecular function (GO): protein-arginine deiminase activity; calcium ion binding
Source: RefSeq, a predicted model, not a curated record
CGGCAGUCAGUCAUGAUCGCCCGCGGUCAGUGCCGAGUCUUGGCCGUUUUUCUUGCCGUUUUGGGAAAUCGAUUCGGGCGGCGUCGGCGAGCGAGCUUGCGGGGACACGAUAUGUCCAUGUCAUCGUCAACACGCGCAACUUGCCUUGGGCUUUUGCGAUGUUUUUUCUCGAAACGGCAAUAAACAAUUCAACUCAUCACGGACCACGACAAUGGGUCUCAGCGAUUACGAAGAGAUGCGAACGAUUCUGGGCGCAUAUAAGACGAUGAUGGCUUUCCGGGAGAGGGGAUGAGCGCUUCAUAUUUUGGAAUCACGCACGCAUUCACCCUUUUGGCCCGAGCCGCUGGCAACCAAACCGGAGAUGCAUCAUCACUCAAUCUCUUCGUUGCUCCUUCUUGGAGGCCUGCACAUUGCGGCUAGUCUCCAGGUAAACUUGGUGGCGGACAACUCAUCGAGUCUUUCGCCAGUCAUCCUAGCCGAUACCAACCGCGACGGCGCCGUGGACGAUGCAGACCUCGAGCACAGGCAUCAGUGGACAGAUGCUCACGGGGCCAUCUUCCUCCCCAACGUCGGCGACCAAACCCAUCGCUGUGCGGCCGUCGAUCUCGCCGGUCUCCCCCUCAGCAACCUCGAGCUCGCGGCUUGCCACGAUGCGGCCGGCGAUCGUCUCAUCGCACCGCACAUGGCUGCACGAGUCACGACGCAACCCAUCCGCGGCCUGUUGGACAACGCUGCCGGACGAAUUUACACGCUGCCGGCGGCGGCUCGCGACCGCGUUCGCGUCUUUUGGAGGCACGGUGGCGCGGGCAGCGACUCGGCCGACUGGACCUUGAUCAAUAGUCAGUUCGAGUUCAACGCCACCAGCCUCGCUCAGGGUCUGGGCCUGGCGGUGGACGGCCGGGAGUUGGUCUCCGACGCGAGUACCUGGGACGGCUCGGUGCAAAUAGCCUUUGAGGUUAGCGACGGCCGGCGCAAGGGCUCAGACUUUGUGGCCUUGAAGCAGGCGCCGGUGCUCGUCCACCACCAUCUUCAAACGGUCGACACCUUUUUGACGCUCCAGACCAACGACUCGGUUUCUGCGUGGCAGGCACCGUUUGUCAAGUCCCUAACGGACAUUGCGGGCCGUCUGCAUCGGCCGCUGCCGCUCCGCGUGCUCAACAACAGCAACGAGGUAUGGGCCCAAGACUUCAUGGAGCCCGCCUUUGUCAGUAUGCCCGGGCCCAAAGGUCCCAUCUCGCUGCGCGUGCUCAUACGAUCUGCGCAAUCCACUCGCGUCAAUGGUCGGCGCGUGUUCAACGAGCUACGCGGAGACGGCGUGGGUGGCUGGCAGCCCGGGUCCGGGUCGGGCUUUGGGUGGGAGGAGAUCAACUCGGGCGGCAACAUCGAGACGAUCCCGCCGUACCGGUCCCGAUCAGGCGUCCCGUAUCGGAGCGGGCGGGUUCUCCUGGGCAAGCACUUUGACAAGUACCCCGCCGCGUCGAUGAUCACUUUCUUGGAAUCGCAGGGUGCGCAGAGACCCCUGUUCCUCGAGGCGGGCUGGCUCGUCGCCGGGCACAUCGACGAGAUGGUCCAGUUCCUGCCGUACGACAACGACUUGGGGUUCACCAUGGCGGUGCCUGAUACUGCGGCGGCUCUCGCGCUUCUCCGAUCUGUCAGAAAGGCGGGACACGGGUCUGCUCCAAUCUUGAGCUACAACGGUAGCAUGGCCCCUGACAAGGAUGCGCUCUUCCUCGACCCCUCCGUCCGCAAUAAGACCGUCAGCAGCGUGCUGGAUGACAGCCAGUUUCUCCAGAUCAACGAGUAUGGCCAGCGUUUCAUCGACAGCAACGUCGCGCUGCUGCUGCAGGAGAUUCCGCUCGACCCGAAGCACGUCCUUCGCGUUCCGGCGCUUUGGAAGGACACGACCUACCCCUGGCCACGCAGUCCAGAUGGCGUCCCCACGAGGCUUCAUCGGGCGCUACCAGGCGAGCGUCAGCUGCAGGCCUUCUUCCCGCACGCAGUCAACGGCGUCGUUCUCGGCCACGAUUACGUCGCGCCAAAGCCCUGGGGCCCCGUCGUCGACGGCCGCGAUGUUCUCGAAUCCGCCAUCGCGGAGGUCUACGCCAAGGCCAACAUGACGGUCUGGUUCAUCGACGACUACAUGUCCCAUCACGUUCGAGGCGGCGAGGUGCACUGCGGCACAAACACCCUGCGAGACACGGCGGUGGCGUGGUGGAAGACGGAGUGACAUUCUCUCAUGCAGGGUUGGACGGGUUGGCAUGUCGCUAGUAGCAGUAGCUCCUCUGACUUGCCUGCAUGAGGGGAACCCUGCUGCGUGCGGGCUGGCUUGCCGUUAUGCCGCCCACAUGUCUUUGGUUCCCUUGCCUGGUCCGAUCCAAAACCAUGAUCCUUCGUUCACUUGCCCGCGUGGCUCGUGCAGGGUUGGCAUCAAUCUGUGUCAGCUUGUGAACCCCACGUGGAUAAUCAUAGAUAGAACAUACAGUAUGCCACUUUUGUAACCAUCAUUCAUUCAAGUCGAAUGCACCCGAGUAUCUUUAUAUAGAGCAGCUAGAAAUUAUGGAG